AUGGUGACGGUGGUGGUGGUGGUGGUGGUGGUGGUGGUGGUGAUGGUGGUGGUGGUGGUGGUGAUGACUUUGAUGGUGGUGACGGUGACGGUGACGGUGACGAUGGUGUUGGUGGGUGACGGUGAUUAUGCAACUUUUGACAGUUAA
Molecule: messenger RNA, 147 nt
Organism: Enterobius vermicularis (human pinworm)
Lineage: Eukaryota; Metazoa; Nematoda; Chromadorea; Rhabditida; Oxyuridae
Source: the annotation of a GenBank genome assembly